Molecule: messenger RNA, 7970 nt
Organism: Dreissena polymorpha
Lineage: Eukaryota; Metazoa; Mollusca; Bivalvia; Myida; Dreissenidae
Product: ATP-dependent RNA helicase DDX3X-like
Exons: 16
Coding region: 93-2456 (787 amino acids)
Biological process (GO): cell differentiation; gamete generation
Cellular component (GO): nucleus; P granule
Molecular function (GO): RNA helicase activity; ATP binding; RNA binding
Source: RefSeq, a predicted model, not a curated record
UGUACGCAUGCGCAUUCUUUGUCAAUGACCGGAGAUUUUCAUCGGAACUCCAUUUUGCGUUACACCAAGACAAUUUCUAUUUUACGUAUACUAUGCCUGUUGAUCAACAUCAAAAUGGCCAGGGUCUAGAACAGCAGUUUGCUGGUCUAGAUAUCAACCGUGGUGGAGGUGGAAGGGGUAGGGAAGACUAUAACCAGGGUGGCAGUAGCUAUGUGCCCCCACACAUGAGGAAUAGGGGUGGGGUAAACAGUGCCCCUCCCCAGGGACGAGACAGCAGAGAGGGUGGAGGUUACAAUAAUUACAACCAGGGUGGUGGAGGUUACCGCGGUGGUGGUGGCGGAAGCUACAACAACUACCAAGGAGGUGGUUUCAGUGAUCGUGGAGGUUACCAGGGCCGUGGUGGUUACAGUGGCGGGAAUGACCGUGGUGGGUUUCAAAAUCGCGGCGGUGGGAACGACCGCGGUGGUUAUCAGAAUCGUGGCGCAUACAACAGCGGUGGUAAUGGUGGUGCAGGAUUUGAGAGGCGCAAUGAUGGAGGUGGCUUUCAGAAUGCUGGUGGCAGAGGGGGGUACAACGAUCGCGGGGGCAGGGGUGGAUACAAUAAUUAUGGGAAUCGAGGGGGAUUCAAUCAAGGGCCACCUAGGUUUGACCAGCCUCCGCCCAACUUCAUCGCCCCGCCCCCUCAGGCGGGUGGCCGCUGGGAAGGCCUGGUGAGCGAAGGAGACCAGAGGCCGACACGGCACUACCAGUCCGGGCAGAACUACGACGUGAACUCUCGCUGGGACAACCGGUCAGACAAUGACCGCUACAGCGGUACAGAGACCACAAAGGAGAACUGGGCCGCUCCACUGCCAGCUAACCCUAGGAUUGAAGAGGAGCUGUUUGGCAGCAGCAACACUGGUAUCAACUUUGACAAGUAUGAAGACAUCCCUGUGGAUGCCACGGGCGAGGAUUGCCCCAAACACAUCGAGACUUUUGAUGACACCGAGUUCGGUGAGAUUAUCCGUAACAACAUCAAGCUUUCUCGCUACGCCAAGCCUACCCCUGUACAGAAGUACUCCAUCCCCAUUAUCAUGCAUGACAGGGACCUGAUGGCUUGUGCUCAGACCGGUUCCGGUAAGACUGCUGCCUUCCUGGUGCCCACCCUCAACAAGCUGUAUGAGACCGGCCCCGGCGAUGCCCCUGUUAGCGGGCUGCCCCAGGGCGGCAAGGUUGGGCGCAGGAAGCAGUUCCCCCUGGCCCUUGUUCUGGCCCCUACCAGAGAGCUAGCCUCUCAGAUCUAUGACGAGGCCAGAAAGUUUGCUUAUCGGUCUCGUGUGCGCCCGUGUGUGGUGUACGGUGGUGCUGACAUCGGCUCCCAGAUGCGUGACCUUGACCGUGGCUGUCAUCUGCUGGUAGCCACCCCGGGCCGGCUGGUGGACAUGAUGGAGAGAGGCAAGAUAGGCCUGGACCACUGCAGGUUCCUCAUUCUGGACGAGGCUGACCGCAUGUUGGACAUGGGGUUUGAGCCCCAGAUCAGACGUAUCGUGGAGAAGGACACCAUGCCACCCACUGGGGAGCGCAGAACUAUGAUGUUCAGUGCCACCUUCCCCAAGGAAAUACAGAUCCUGGCCCGUGACUUCCUGGAGAACUACAUCUUCCUGGCUGUGGGCCGCGUGGGCAGCACCAGCGAGAACAUCACACAGAAGGUGGUCUGGGUGGAGGAGAACGAGAAGAGGUCCUUCCUGCUUGACCUGCUCAACGCUGCUGGUGAGGAAGACAAAGAAUUACCAGGCGUAUUGACUGUACCUACAGGCCCAGAGUCCCUAACACUGGUGUUUGUGGAGACCAAGAAAGGGGCUGAUGCCCUUGAGGACUACCUGAUAUCUGAGGGCUACCCGGCAACCAGUAUCCAUGGCGACCGCUCACAGAGAGAGAGGGAGGAGGCACUGAAAAUCUUCAGGAAUGGGGAGAGGCCUAUACUGGUGGCCACAGCUGUGGCAGCCCGUGGUCUGGACAUACCCCAUGUGCGACAUGUUGUGAACUUUGACCUGCCCAGUGACAUUGAGGAGUACGUACACAGAAUUGGACGUACAGGGCGUGUGGGAAACCUCGGUCUUGCUACAUCAUUCUUCAACGAGAAGAACAAGAACAUCACCCAUGACCUGAUGGUCCUGCUGAAUGAGUCCCACCAGGAGGUGCCGUCCUGGCUCGAGUCCACUGCCUACGACGCCAGGCCCACGGCCAGCAGGAGCCGGGGAGGACCUUCAGGCAGGAGGUUCAACACGACGUUCGGCAGCCGUGACUACCGGCAGCAGGGCAAGCCCAAGGGUCAGGGGUUCAACAACUUCAGCGGACAGGGUAACCAGUUCAGCCAGCCGCCACCUGUGUACAGCUAUGGUGGGGGCUCGUACGGGGGAAGUUACGGAGGCUCCUAUGGGGGAGCCAGCUCUACGGACUGGUGGGGGGGCAACUAGACCACAUCUGGGCUGUAUUGACCAAAUAAUUCUUAGACUUAAUACUAAAGAAUAUUCUUUCAACUGCAAUGUGCUAAAAAAAAGGUAAAUGCUAGCAAGGCAGUUAACACCAAUAAUUAUAAAAUGCUUUGUGAAGAGCAAUAUGUGGAUAAUAUAAGCACCAUUUGUAGGUUGUAUAUAUGACUUUGAGGUAUUUUUAUCAAGUCCAUGACUUUUCUAUAUUCUUAAGUCCAAGAAUGGGUUGGUUAAAACGGUCUUAAAAGCGUGAUUGCGUUUGUUCACUCUUUGUGGGGGUCUUUUAAUGGCGUGAUUUAAAAAAACUAGUUUUUGUAUUUAAAACAUAAGGACCCUGCUUUGAAAUUUGAGAGAUUUUAUGAAGAUAUUUAGGCCACAAAUUGUUGUCAGUAUAACUGUUUUUAUUUUUUAAAGAAGUUUAAAUUUUGUGGAAUCUUCAUUUGGGCAAGGGUCAAAGACUGUAUUUGAUUGGGUUAAACCCAGAUGAUUGAUGUGUUUCAGAAACAAUUUUCCCACACAUUUUGAGUGUUCUAAAAAGCAAUUUUGAUUUUGUUCUUAGUUCAGCAUACAGCCACAAAUCAUGUUUGAAAAAUAGUUUUUAAUAAAGUCAUGUUUUAUGUAAAUUUGUUUUCAUGUGCUUGUAUUGUUACAAGAUGGUGUACACUUGUAAUGAACCAUCCAUCAGAAUGUUGAUGCUGUCAUAGUUUGCAGGUAGUACAACACUGACAAUAAAUGUGAGAACAUGCUCACUCUUGAACAUGUGUGUAUGGACCAUGCUUCCUGAUUUAUAUGUUGUAUUCACUCUAUUGCAGUGUUUAUUUGUUAAUCAUUGUUCCAGUUGGCAGAGUGUAAAAUAAGUUAUGGACAAGUAAUUUAAUCAUUACUUUUAAUUAAAUAGAAAUUGUCUUGGUGUAGAACUGAAGGGAGUUAUAGUCCAGGGACAGUUGAGGCCUGUUGUGGACUAUAUAUGAGCCGUGCUCUGUGAAAAAAGGGUUUAAUGCAUGUGCGUAAAGUGUCGUCCCAGAUUACAUUGUGUAGUCCACUGGGGCUUAUCAGGGACGACACUUUACGCCUAAACUAGAUGUUUGAUGAGAAGAGACUUUCUUUUAACAAAAGAUAUCAUAAAAGCGGAAAGUGUUGUCCCUGAUUAGCCUGAGUGGACUAGCCUGUGUGGUCUGUGCAAGGUAAUCUGGGACGACACUUCGCACAUGCAUUUAACCCUGUUUUCACAGGGUGCUGCCCAUAUUUUUUGUUUUUGUAAGUGACAUAAGUUGGAGUAGUCUUUAGUAUGUAUGUCACAUUUUUUGUAUUCAACAAAUUUGAUUCAUAUCAAAUUUGCCACAUAAACAUUUGUUUAACAAAUAUGCUGGUAAAUACUUUUGACAUAAUGGUAUGCCACAUAUACAUUUGUUUUAAAUAUGAUGGCAGAUAUUUUGAAUAUGUACUGUUUCAAGUUUUGUUAAGGUCAUGUUUCGUUUUAAAGUUCUUUUUAUGAACAUGACAUGUUUUAUUAUGGAGCUAUUUUUUCUAAUAAGCUUGACAGUUCCUGUUCAAGUUGAUCAACACAUUUUGUAUUUGCUAUUUGCUCCUUCACUGUUUGCACCAGCAAUUUUGUACUGUAUAAAUUUUCAGAGACAAGUUUACAUCAUCCUGAACCAAGUUGACAAUUCUUAUGUGCAUUUGCAGGUAACUGAACAAAUUGUUGUAUAUUUUGUUUAAUAUUUCACUUUCAUGUCUUUUAUUCAUCAUGUAGAAGAUUUGUUGAACCAUCAUUCAGAAUCUCACCUUAAAAAAGACAUUUUCAACUAAGCAUUCAAAUGGUUACUGGACAUACCUUAUACAAUAUUGUAUAUAUUUGAAGAAGUGAAAUGUAUUGAUAUUUUUAUUACAACAAAAUGUCUUCCAUGAUGUUUUCAUUUCUGUUGUCAGUAUUACAUGGUGGCAUAACUUUUGUUACACCCAAUUAGUUGGUAAAAAAAGAGCAUGUUUUGAAGAAAACAUUAACAAAAUAACAGUCUACUGAAGGUCUUUUAAUUUCCUUAGCCAUGUCUUUAAAAUAUUGCUCACUGUUUCUAGAGUCGGAAUUACUUAAGUUAUUUAUUUAAACAUCAACAAUAUUUGCCAUGAAACUGUAAGGUAUAUUUAAAGAGGUCCCUUUCCAUCUCAGAAGCAAAGUGAAAAUAGCUAUGUGCAAACAGCAAAAAACCAGAACAGCCUGCAAGUAACUACAUUAAACUUAUUUAAAUUUAACUUUCUAAGGGACUACAAAUGCGUCAAAAUACGUAUCUAAGUGGUAAAUGUUUAAAUGGUCAAAUUGUCUAACUUGGUCGUCUUAUUUCAAGAGUCAUAAGGUCUAUUUUAAAGAGAACAAUUACAACAAAUAGUUUAAAUUAAGUUGGAUCUGUAUAUUGGUAGUCAUUUUGUUUAUUUGGUGAUUUUGAUGAAGCCCUGCUUUCAGUAAGGUAAUUUCCUCUCUUAACAUAAACUGAAUGCCAGUUUUAAAGUAAAUGUUGUGCAUAACUUAAUUCAUAUGUAGCCAAUUUCUGGUAAUUUUUAUUAAGUGCAUAGACUUACAAGAACUAUUCAUUAAUGGCCACACGUGUAUGACAAGAUUAUUUUUGAUUUUCUGUUUUCCUGAAAAUAGAAAAUGUGCGCAUUGUGGGAUAAAGGUUUUGUACACCUCAACUUCAUCAUUUCUUUAUGUUCAUUAAAUUGUUUUAACAUUGUUACUAUUUAAGAUUAUCAGAAUAGCUUGAAUGGUUCUUUUUGACCUGUUUGUAAUUGUGAAAACUAUUAGCUAUCAGUGUUUGUGUACAUGGUACUUGUUGGUUCAUUUGUAUUGAUUUCUGUUCAAUGCCAGUCUGUAUAAGGUUACAUUUUGCUACUGUCAGACAGUCCAUUGAUGUACACAAUUUGCCGUCAUGAAUAUUGAUUGAUAUUUUCUUGCCAAAAUAAUGUUUAAGAUUUAAAAAUCAAGAUCCUGAUGAAAUGCAAACAGGAGAAACAUUCAAACUUGUAUCUUGCGUGUUUAUCAGAAUAAUGAAUCUAAAUAACCAGUACCAAAUAAUAUGUCUAUAAAACAUUAAUAUUAUGUUUUAUGAAGUGUUUUCUUUCACAAAACUCAUGUUUUAUGAUGUAAACAUUUAAAUUGUAUAUCCAGAGUUUUUUAAUAGCUUGUUUAAUCUGAUGCAGUAUUAAAUUUGGUACUGCUGGCCAAUUAACUUGCUUGUUGUUAGCUUUUGCCUAACGACCAUUCAGGUAUUUUGUUUCACAAGCUAUUUAGUUGGCCAGUUAUGUACUGUGAUUGAUUAGGCUUGAGUGAUGGUAAACUUGCGCGAUUGAAUGUGAAAAACGAAUUUUGUGCAAUAUCAUGUUACAUUGUGCUGAUGAUUAUUUAUUUUUAUAGACACGUAUAAUUAUGUAUACUCGAGGUACGAAUAGUGCUUUCACUUUAUAUAAUCUGGAAUAUACCGAAUGUAUUUCAAAUCAAAUUAUGAUGGCAUUUAUAAAUUUGAUCUCAUUUCAUUCCGAAAGGUGUGCCUUUAUUUACUUGACCAAAAUUUGUUGUUGUAUACUAGUCCCUUUUAAAUCCUUUAUAUCAAGUCAUUUUUAUCGACAAAAUGUGCUCAUUAUUGUCAUGUGAAAAGUUUGCCAAAUUUUGGCCAAUUUCAUGUGCAUUGUGAUCAUAUUUUUAACUGAUAUGUGUUCACAUAAUUGGUGCCGUUUUUAUUAUGUUUGAUUUUUUUAAUGUUUUUUUUUUUAUUUGUCAGAAAUGUGUGUGUAUAUUAACAUUCCACACACGUGUACUCAUAUAACAGUAACUCUGUGAUAAAUGACUGUACAGCAGUUGUUCAGUAAUGUAUCAUUGAUUAUGGUACCAUAGUCUUUCAAUGUUUUUUCUGGUAGAAUAUAGUUUGCCUGGAGUUUCAAGGCUGACCGGAAUCCAAACCACGAUGCUAUUUAAAAAUGGAAUGUCUCUUAUUUUCUGUUCUGUGAUGUGCCAAAAUUUCAGUGGAUAAAUGUGGCAUUUGGGAAGCUGGGUUGCAGCAAAAAGAUUUCCAUUUUCGGCAGUGUUACAUUCAUAUAAAUUAGAAAUCUUUUCAGGCAUAAACUUGGACCAAGUUUAUGCUUGAAACGUUUUCUAAUUUGUAUAAAUAUAACUUUUAUUUAAAUACUUAAUGAAAAAUUAGGCAAUUGUUACUAUAUAACUUGUUUACUGUUCUAAUAAUUACAUAGUAAUAAAUGGUACCAGUUGUAAGUUCAAAUUGGUUGGAAUUUGAAAAGUAUGAAGAAAUUUGAAUUAUUGAUGAAAGAUAAUUCAAUUGUGGUUGAAUUUGAAAAGUAUGAAGAAAUCCCAAAUUAUUGAUUAAAGUUACUUUUGUAACUUACGUUUAAAUUAAUUCCUUGCAGAAAGUGUAACAUGUUGCAAGGUCUUCGUUUUUGUUUUCUGGAUUUAAAAAUGACUGAUUUAAUGGGGACAAUCACAUUUUAGAACGGCACACCUUUUAAGUACGGCAAGUUUUAGUAUUAUCAGCACAUUUGCACAUCCAAUAUUGUACAAUGGUUUUAAAUGCUGUUUUACCAACAUUAUAGAUCAAGGAAAAUUUAGCGUGAACUCUAAAAAUCUGUCGUGCUCAAUAAUUAACUCAUUUUACACCUGUCCAACCGAACGAGUUUAUGAAAAACAGUUUUUGGUUAGAACUAGUAUAUCGUUCAGUUGGCCACCUUAGGUUAAAACUGUAAAAUGUAAAAGAUAAUUUCCAAUAAACUCUGGUGUGUUAAAAUGCUCAAGUGAUAUUUUUGAGAUCAACUUUGGUUUGUGAAAUGACUUGAUUGAUUUGUAUUUACAAAAUUAAUAAGUCAAGCAUUCACCGGUAAGCGAUAUUUAAUAUUUAUUUAUUACAACUGUCACAAACUGUGAAUUGUGUGAAGGUACGAAAACUUUUUUUUCAAAGGGUCUAUGUGAAUAAAGGACCCAGGCUUGUGUUAAUACUUAUAUACAAAACGCUACAUAUAUAGGAACAUGUAAGCCGUUUUGUUUUAUUAAUAUUUCGGAACUGAAGGAAAAAUACCCUUCCUUUGAGUUGAAUAUUUUUGACGGCAAUCCUUAGUACUGUCUGACAGCUCUGUUUUCAAUUUAUAUGAUCGGGUAACAUGUUCAAUCUUUAUGUUUGUUAAAGUAUUACGGUUUCAUGAUGAUGUUGAAUUUUGGAGCAAUAUUAUGGACGGUAAUUAUUAGUUGAAUUGUUACAUUAUAAUACUUUAAGAACAAAGUAAGGUUAUAGAGAUGUUGCUAUAUUUCUUGCAUUCUCGUUAUGCAUGGUAUGUACAAUUUUAGUUCAGUGAUAUUGCUUUAAUAGCUAAUACGCACAUACAGUUAACAGCGUUAAAGUUAGAUUAAGAAGUGUUUACUUUGUUGGUAUCUUGUCAUCUCUGAAUCCAUCCCGGGAUGAUUUGUCAGAUAAUGAUGUGGUUGUAUGCAUUAAAUCCAGAAAACAA